This is a messenger RNA of Centruroides sculpturatus (bark scorpion), 3125 nucleotides long. RefSeq lists its product as uncharacterized. The record is from RefSeq and is a predicted model, not a curated record. Bases 117 to 2228 code for a protein of 703 amino acids. NCBI's taxonomy places the organism in Eukaryota, Metazoa, Arthropoda, Arachnida, Scorpiones, Buthidae. The transcript has 4 exons. Gene Ontology annotation, cellular component: membrane.
ACUUUUAUCGAUGAGAGUACAGGUAUUUGUGGGUGGUUAUCGAGUCGAAAGGAGAUCGAAGAAUAUGGAUUAUUUACAAAAUUUCUAAAGUAUUUUUAUAACUGGAAAGUUUAAUUAUGUUGUCGUUUUAUCAGGAUUUGACAAAGAAAGAACUUAUACCCAUAAAAAUCCUCAUGUUCCUCAUUUAUGGAGGCCAAGCAACACUCUAUCCUUAUUUCACAGUACAUUUGAAGGCCUUAGGCGUAUCGAUUCAACAACUUACAAUCAUAUUUGCCAUCCAACCCGUCAUUGCUCUUUUUGUAGCGCCGAUGAUUGGAAUAAUGGCAGAUAAAAUAGGAAAUUUUAAGUUUCUAUUCUGUUUUUUCUUAACAUUUUCCGCCAUUACUUCUAACUGCUUGCUCACCGUUCCUGAAAUUAUUCAAACGACAGACUAUGGUUACGUUGAUUUUAACUUUUCCUGCCAUAACCAGGAAGGUGCAUAUCCUGGGGUGGAAAUUGUAGUCGACCAAUUAUGUCGAGUUAAAAAUGGAAGUAAUGUGGAGUCGUUAGCAAUUAUUCAAAACUGUUACAACACAUGCGAUCCUAAUGGCACAAUAUGUUUAAAUAAUAAUGACGAAUCGCUGUGUUCUGUAGAUAUGUUCUUCAUAAAUGGAACAAUUAACAAUAGGACGGUAAUAAUAAAUAAUUUUAUAGUGUCAAACACCUCUUACAAAUACUUCAAAUGCAGCAGAGAAGAGUUGCAAUGUGAAUCAUCAUGUGUGGCGAGGAUAAACGGAACCAGGGACUUUUGUUCAGGGAAAAUGAAAAGAGACAAAAGCAGCGAAAUGAAGACUUUCGGAAUGUACUUGGGCAUAAGAUUAAUGGUUACUUUAGGUAUAGGAAUUGUUAAUGGCCUAUUCGAUGCUGCGAGUAUGGCCCUCAUAUUAAAACACAGCGCAGACAUUGGCUAUCAAAGAUUAUGGGCAACAGCAGCCAUGUGUUUAUUUGCACCCAUAAGCGGAUAUUUAAUUGACUAUUACAGUAAAGGAGAAGAUCGUAAUUAUAAACCAUGCUUUUAUCUAUACGCUACAUUAUACGGACUAGCUACUCUAACUGCCAUUUUCAUAGAUAUGAGCAUGAAAGUUCCUUCGCAGAAUGCCUGCCGAAAUUUAAAAAACCUUCUUAAAAAUUCAGAAGUCUGCUUGAUGUUAAUCCAUGUGGCAUUUUUGGGAAUAUGUUGGGGAUUUUUAGAGAACUUUUUAUUUUUGUUUCUGGAAAAAGAUUUAGGUUUUUCUAGUUUACUACUCGGGUUGACUGUAACUAUUGGUUCUGGAACGGGACUUCCGAUGUCUCUUGUGUCUACUUGGGUUACUAAGAAGAUUGGUUAUGUUAAUGUCAUGGUAUUAGCUUUUUUCGCGUAUACAGUUCGUUAUUUAGGUUACUCUUAUGCAACUGAUCCCUAUAUCUGUUUCAUAUAUGAGAUGAUGGAAAAUUUUACUGUAACACUGCUCACAGUUGGAACUACGUUAUAUUGUACGCACUUAUCAUCCCUUGAAAUGCUGACAACGAUGAUGACUUUAUGGAAUGGCCUUCAUGUUAUUUCAGGCCGUGCUUUUGGUAGCCUAAUAGGAGGAUUUUUAAUGGAUUCUAUCGGGCCGAGGAAGACAUUUCGAAUUUUUUCUGUCGGUUGCGCUAUUUUGGGAAUUUCCUAUUUUUUAAUCAAUUUAUUUUAUCUGAGAAAAUUAAGGAAAAAGGAAAUCGAAAGUGAUCUAGAUAAAGAAAUGGAAGUUAUUAAAGAAGAUAUUAUGAGAAGUAGAGCGAUUAGCGUUUCAAGCGUUAUAAUGAAUUACUCCACUGACAUUGCAUAUUAUCCACCCGUCAAUAUCGCAUCAAUAAAAACCAUAUGCAGGAGGCACAGCCACAUUCCAUCCAAGACUCAUAACAGCUUUCGCGAUAUAGAAACGCGUAAGAGACAUAGCAAAAGUUUAUCGUUUGUUCCUUCUUCCUCUCCUACUCCCGCUACAUUCCCCGAAGAUACUCGCCGACAUAUUAAUAGAAGGUUCUCAGUGAUGAGUUACACGUCUCAAUUAGAAACUGUACCAGAAGAGUUAUCGAAAUCAAAUACAGUGGAAGAUUUCACCAUUAUGACUAGGGAAGAGCCGGAAGGGAGCGAAAAUCCACCGGAUCUUACGUCAAAAAAUAAUAUUUAUGUUAUCAAUGUUGAAGAAAACGUAACAACACACCUUUGAUUUAAUUAAAAUAAUUAUUUUUUUCUGUCAAAUUGAAGUUUAUGUAACCUAAAGUCUAGGCCUACUUUUCGGGAUGGCCUUUAACAAUAUAUUUCUUCUUUACCUUGAAAUUAAUUAUAGGCGAUGACAGUGUCGUAACUAGCUUUUCACCUGCCCUGUGCAAGGUAUUUUAUAUUUGGUUCCCUUAAUUUUUUUUUUAGGGGAAAUAAUACAAUAAAUAUGAUAAAAUGAUUGUUUAUAAUUUUUUUGUGUACACAAGUAACGUACAAGAUCAUUUACGAGUAUUAUUUAAGUAUAUUUGACAAUUUUAUUUUUGUCAGUUCCCUUCAUCCCGGGAGUCCUGUGCACCUGUUUCACCUGUCUAAUUACGGCACUGGGUAAUGCUGUAACAGUAAGCUCAUAUUGCAACGAUCUUUACGCUAAAUUCUUGAUGUGUAACGUAAUAUCAGGAAGUUACUUUGAAAUGUUGUUAGCAUUAUGAGUUAUCGAACAACUCGUUUGCCUUGAGCCUACGCUAUGAUGAUGUUAUGAUUUUUUUGAAAUUAUUAUCGACACUUUUACACGAACAAUUGAAAAUUUAAAUAUCGAAAGACAUUAUAUAAAGUUUAAUUUCUUAAAAAUAACUUUAAAAUAAAACCACGAAAGGCCUGGAAAAUAUUAGUUACGCAUCUUUGUAUACCAUUUUCUCUGUGAUAUUAAUUCAUUAUACUUGUAUACACAUUUUUAAAAAAUUAAUAAAUCGAUUUAUAAUGUUGAAAAUUAAUAAUAGAAUCGGAAUUAUAAUUUAUUUAAAAGAAUAAUUUUUACUCGUAAAAAUAUGACAGCAAUAUUAAUUAAAUGUCGAGUAAAUGAGUCACGUGGUCAUUAUACGUGCCAAAAAAGUUCGUAUUUCUAGUA